Molecule: messenger RNA, 567 nt
Organism: Lactuca saligna
Lineage: Eukaryota; Viridiplantae; Streptophyta; Magnoliopsida; Asterales; Asteraceae
Source: the annotation of a GenBank genome assembly
AUGGCCAAGAAGAUUUCGAAGAAAAAGAAGAAGACAAAGAAGAGGCAGUCAGUAAUUCCAAGGAAAUCAUCUAAAGAAGAAGACAUGCCUGAAACUCCCGAACCCGAACCUAUUAUAGAGUCUACUUCUCGUGCGAAUACUAUUGUCAUACAACCCAAAGUUUCAUCUGCCAAAUUAUCUCACGAGGAGGUACGAACUUCAGACAUUAGUGCAAACAUAUCUGAUACGGGUGUAUAUGUCAUCAUGGGUGAAGGAGAUCUAUCGAAGGAAAUUACUCAACCUCCACAAGGUACUCCAGUUACUGUUUCUUUCGAACCCAUUACUAGUACCUUUGUAUCUUUACCUUCAUUUAUCAUCCCUACUACUUCCCCCAUUGAUUCACCAACCUUUCAAAACACCAUCGACCAACCCUUUACAUCCAUUUUUUCAUCUCAAUCCACUGAUCCGCCCAAAGCGAAUGAUGAAUAUGAUAAAGAAGAAGGUGGUUUUGGUGGUACUUUUAAAGAUAUGGUUUUUGAUGAAGAAGAAGAGGAUUUCCCUAACCAUAUGCUCAUGUCCAUGAAAUAG